AUGGAAGUUUUCCCUUGGUUCCUGCUGCUGUGCCUCUGCGGGUCCCGAACCUGGCGCGGGGCGAAUGCGGAUUCCAUCAUCCACAUCGGAGCCAUUUUUGAUGAAUCUGCCAAAAAGGAUGAUGAGGUGUUUCGCAUAGCAGUUGGUGACCUCAACCAGAAUGAGGAGAUCUUACAGACUGAGAAAAUUACAUUUUCUGUGACAUUUGUGGAUGGUAACAAUCCCUUUCAAGCUGUUCAAGAAGCCUGUGAACUUAUGAAUCAAGGUAUCUUAGCCCUGGUCAGCUCCAUUGGCUGUACUUCAGCAGGCUCGCUCCAGUCUUUGGCAGAUGCUAUGCAUAUUCCCCAUCUCUUCAUUCAGCGAUCCACGGCUGGGACCCCAAGGAGUGGCUGUGGACUCACCAGAAGCAACAGGAAUGAUGACUACACUCUCUCUGUCAGACCUCCUGUUUAUUUGAAUGAUGUCAUCCUGAGAGUGGUCACAGAGUAUGCCUGGCAGAAAUUCAUUAUCUUCUAUGACAGUGAAUAUGAUAUCCGAGGAAUACAGGAGUUUUUGGACAAGGUUUCUCAACAGGGGAUGGAUGUUGCUCUUCAGAAGGUAGAAAACAACAUUAAUAAAAUGAUCACCACUCUUUUCGAUACCAUGAGGAUAGAGGAAUUGAAUCGCUAUCGAGACACUCUUAGGAGAGCCAUCCUUAUUAUGAAUCCUGCCACAGCCAAAUCUUUCAUUACUGAGGUUGUGGAGACUAAUUUAGUUGCCUUUGACUGUCACUGGAUGAUAAUAAAUGAGGAAAUAAAUGAUGUGGAUGUACAGGAACUUGUAAGAAGGUCAAUUGGAAGGUUAACAAUCAUUCGGCAGACAUUUCCAGUUCCCCAGAAUAUAAGUCAACGGUGUUUCCGUGGCAACCAUCGAAUAUCUUCAACACUGUGUGAUCCUAAGGAUCCAUUUGCUCAAAAUAUGGAGAUUUCAAAUCUUUACAUAUAUGACACAGUACUUCUGCUUGCUAAUGCUUUUCAUAAGAAGCUGGAGGACCGAAAGUGGCACAGCAUGGCAAGUUUGUCAUGUAUUCGAAAGAAUUCCAAGCCAUGGCAGGGGGGGCGUUCCAUGCUGGAGACCAUCAAGAAGGGUGGAGUUAAUGGAUUGACUGGAGAUCUAGAAUUUGGGGAAAAUGGAGGCAAUCCUAAUGUCCACUUUGAAAUUCUUGGAACUAACUAUGGAGAAGAACUUGGACGAGGCGUUCGCAAACUUGGAUGCUGGAAUCCUGUCACAGGUUUGAAUGGUUCACUAACAGAUAAGAAAUUGGAGAAUAACAUGCGUGGAGUGGUUUUACGUGUAGUGACUGUUCUGGAAGAACCGUUUGUAAUGGUUUCUGAAAAUGUCUUGGGUAAGCCCAAGAAAUACCAAGGUUUCUCCAUUGACGUCUUAGAUGCCUUAUCUAACUACCUGGGUUUUAACUAUGAAAUUUAUGUCACUCCGGAUCACAAGUACGGAAGCCCACAAGAAGAUGGUACAUGGAAUGGCUUGGUAGGAGAACUAGUCUUUAAGCGAGCAGACAUAGGGAUUUCUGCUUUAACUAUCACUCCAGACCGUGAGAAUGUGGUGGACUUUACAACACGUUAUAUGGACUAUUCCGUGGGAGUACUACUGCGAAGGGCUGAGAAAACAGUGGAUAUGUUUGCUUGUCUUGCACCAUUUGAUCUCUCUCUAUGGGCUUGCAUUGCUGGCACAGUUCUUCUGGUGGGUCUACUCGUCUACCUCUUGAAUUGGCUUAAUCCUCCACGACUACAAAUGGGAUCAAUGACUUCUACUACUCUUUACAACUCCAUGUGGUUUGUGUAUGGAUCCUUUGUUCAACAAGGUGGGGAGGUCCCAUAUACAACUCUGGCUACCCGAAUGAUGAUGGGGGCUUGGUGGUUAUUUGCAUUGAUUGUUAUCUCAUCUUAUACAGCAAAUCUUGCCGCUUUUCUCACUAUCACCCGCAUUGAAAGUUCCAUUCAGUCUCUACAGGACCUUUCUAAGCAAACAGACAUCCCUUAUGGCACAGUUCUAGACUCUGCAGUUUAUGACCAUGUUCGCAUGAAGGGAAUGAAUCCUUUUGAGAGGGAAAGUAUGUAUUCCCAAAUUUGGAGGAUGAUUAACCGAAGCAAUGGAUCAGAGAACAAUGUACUAGAGUCUCAAGCAGGAAUACAAAAGGUCAAAUAUGGAAACUAUGCUUUUGUUUGGGAUGCAGCUGUCCUGGAAUAUGUGGCUAUCAAUGACCCAGAUUGCUCAUUCUAUACCAUUGGGAAUACUGUUGCAGACAGGGGAUAUGGAAUUGCAUUGCAACAUGGUAGCCCUUACAGAGAUAUUUUUUCCCAAAGGAUACUGGAACUUCAGCAGAAUGGUGACAUGGACAUCUUGAAGCACAAAUGGUGGCCAAAGAAUGGCCAGUGUGACCUGUAUUCCUCAGUGGACACAAAACAGAAAGGAGGUGCCCUGGACAUAAAGAGCUUUGCAGGGGUGUUUUGUAUCCUGGCUGCUGGAAUUAUCCUUUCCUGCUUCAUAGCUAUGCUGGAGACGUGGUGGAACAAAAGGAAAGGUUCCCGAGUUCCAUCCAAAGAGGAUGACAAGGAAAUUGACCUGGAGCACCUUCAUAGACGUGUAAAUAGCUUGUGCACAGAUGACGACAGCCCCCAUAAACAGUUUUCCACCUCGUCAAUUGAUUUGACCCCUCUGGACAUUGACACUUUGCCAACACGACAAGCCCUGGAGCAAAUCAGUGAUUUCAGGAACACUCACAUCACUACCACCACCUUUAUCCCAGAGCAGAUCCAGACUCUUAGCCGCACACUCUCAGCUAAAGCGGCCUCUGGUUUCACUUUUGGCAAUGUGCCUGAGCACAGAACUGGCCCUUUUAGACACAGGGCACCUAACGGGGGCUUUUUCAGGAGUCCUAUAAAAACAAUGUCAUCUAUUCCUUAUCAACCAACUCCUACCCUGGGGCUCAAUCUGGCUAACGAUCCAGACCGAGGCACCUCCAUAUGAGCAUCAAACAAAAUAUCUUCACCGUUUCUUUUGUAGACUCCCUUUGUAAGGAGCAAUUGUAAUAUUGUGGGACUAACAUGGAUGUAACUUUUUUUAAAAUCAGGUUAUUAAUAACAAUUUCUAGUUUCUCUCCCAUCUUCCCUCCCUCUCUCUUUUUUCUCUAUAUCUUUCCCUCUUGUCCCAUCCAUUUCCCUCCACUUCUUCAUUACUCAACUUCUUCCCCCCCAAAAUAUACUAGACUAGAAUUUUAAUAGUCCUCUUUUCACAUACUGUACUUCAAGUCUAGGAAAUGGGCACUGAAUAUACUAAAUGUAUAUGCAGGAUUAAUUUUACAUAAAGGCCUCUGUGUAACAUGUCUCUAUUUUUUAAACUAUAGUCGCAAUAACUUAAGUCUUUUUACAUUCUUCUGCUGCAUUCAUACAAGGCUCCGGUUCUGUUGAGUGUCCUUUAACCGUGGACCAAAGGCAAUCCCUGCAUUGUUUAUAAAAUAGUUGAAAGAUUUUUCAGGCCACAUGAUAUGAGAAUGCAAUUUUGUAGGAUUACAAUAAAAGCCAUUAAAAUGCCAUUCAAGACUAGAAUUAAAAACUACUCUUGCACUGCAACAGUGCAUAUGACCUUUCUGCGAUUGUACAGUCUUAAAAGUUUUUUCUUAUGUACAUAAACUUUAUCAUAUGGCGGAAACCUUUAUUGUGUUAAAUAAAUUAGUAUCUCAUAGAUAUACAUAUAUAUAUGCACCUAUAUAUGUGUGUAUAUAUAUUAAAAGGCAGCCAUUGCUAUUGCAAUUCGUUGA
Suncus etruscus (white-toothed pygmy shrew) is the source of this 3814-nucleotide messenger RNA. RefSeq names its product glutamate ionotropic receptor delta type subunit 2 (gene GRID2). Gene Ontology annotation, biological process: modulation of chemical synaptic transmission; synaptic transmission, glutamatergic; monoatomic ion transport. The record is from RefSeq and is a predicted model, not a curated record. The transcript has 16 exons. Lineage: Eukaryota; Metazoa; Chordata; Mammalia; Eulipotyphla; Soricidae. Gene Ontology annotation, cellular component: postsynaptic membrane; plasma membrane. Gene Ontology annotation, molecular function: transmitter-gated monoatomic ion channel activity involved in regulation of postsynaptic membrane potential; glutamate-gated receptor activity. The coding region runs from base 1 to 3024 and encodes 1007 amino acids.